Molecule: messenger RNA, 2659 nt
Organism: Porites lobata
Lineage: Eukaryota; Metazoa; Cnidaria; Anthozoa; Scleractinia; Poritidae
Source: the annotation of a GenBank genome assembly
AUGGAGUUAAGAGGUUUUUUUGCAGUGAGUAUACCAAAUAAGGGCCAAUUUAUUUAGCCGCAUCAUUCUAAGUUUGCGAUUAAUUCUGGGGACCGAGUUUUGUGAGAUGAGUUUUACGGACGGGGCCUGCAAGAAGUGCUUUAUUCAGAGUUUACAACUUAAAACAAAGUAUUUCUCUUUUUAUAUGCAGUCGAACCUCCCGAAAUGCAAAGGUUUAGGGCGGGUCACUUAGGGUUUAUCUCCACUGUCGCGUAACUUUUCCGUGCGAAUGCACGUAAAAUUUACAUGCGUUAAUGAGAUAGAGGCAAUGUAUGAAAGGCCGUGCGUAAGCGUAAAAGUUGAACCUAGCUCACCUUUCACGCUUACGCGUGAACGUCCAUACAUUGCCUCUAUUUCAUUUACGCGCUUAAAAUUCCUUUACGGGAACGGAGGUCGUCGCUUACAAGAAUCUAGCCACUUUUUGCCGUAGAAUUUAUUGCUUGCAAUUUCUAAGUCACGUAUGCAUGUAAUUUUGUUUUUGACACUUUACAAGUUCUCAGAAUCGAACCACUUUUUGCCGUAGAAUUUAUUGCUUGCAAUUUUUAAGUUACGUAUACCUGUAUUUUGUUUUGACACUUCAUACGUUCUUCGUUGAGCGUCGUAGUACUUACAGCGAGCAACAAUGCAUCAAGUGGUCACCGGCUUACAGGAGAUUAAAUAUAAUGGGAAACAUCUAGCCAAAAAGUGGUCAAAGUCGCUUACGAGAGGUUCUAAUCAUUGAGAAUUGACUGGGACAAAAAGUUUUUCUAGGCAGGUGGUCGCUUCUAAUGGGAGGCGGUCGCUUACGAGAUCUUACGAAGGGUAGUCACACACAGAGGUUUGACGGUAUUUUGAGUUUGAGGGUAAACUAUCUUCGAAUUUAGUUUGAUUUUUGUUUCAACUUAUAAUAUCUGCUUUCUUUGUUCCUAGACUGUUUUCGCCUUUUUGUUUACUGUGGAAGUAUACUCUCGCCCUUUUAUCAGUUUUGACUCGGUAAAGCUAACUGUCAGUGGUUGCACUAAUGGUGGGUUUUAUAUGAGAAUUAACACGAUAAAUUGUGAAAAUAAAAACUCGCGAAUGGAAUGCCCAGCGAUGGCGGAUGGCGAAACGAACAGCAGUCCAAGCACACGUAAGUUGGCGGGUUUCUUGAUGUUGUUCUACUGCUCUCAGUCACUUUCCAUCUCAAAAUUAUUUUAAAACGGAAAAAAAUUUACAAGCAGAAAAUUUCAUAUUUUAUUACUAACGGACGAUCGUGCCGAAAAGACACGGAUUCAACAACAGGCAAGUUCGCGAGUUUCAUGAAGUGAUUCGACUGCCGUCAGUCACUUUCCAUCUCAAAAUCAUUUUAAGAUGGAAAAGAUUUCUACAAGCCGAAAAUUUAGCCGUAUUUUAUUACCAAAGGCAAUCGCACGACUGCGGGAACCAUGUGGUUUGGCUAAUUUCUAAGUUAUUGGCGAUACAGCGUGAUUUUCGAUACACCCCACCCCCACCCGUGGAAAAAUCGUUUUCACUUCUCCAAGAAAUAUUUAAUUUUGCAAUGUUAUUCUUCUUUUUACCUAAUUUUGAUAAAUUGAAAAUUUGUCUCCUAUUAUCCCCUUUGGCUCUCUCUGGUUUGAUCAGGAAUGUGUCACCACUUGACAGAAAAAUAAAAUGUGAGAUUUUCUAAAAGUCACUGGUGCUAUGUCAUAAAGCUUAUAUAUUGGUGUUAUGUUUCUGCAGUUUUUACGUUGGAAAGAAAUACAUCUAUAGCCAGACUGAAUAAGCUGAGAUGCAUCUCUUUCAACAACACCUAUUCACUUAUGGUACAAGGAAACAAUGUCAGCUUCGUGGUGAGUGAGUAUAAGGCUUAGUAUAAGGCUUAAAAUUGUGAAACAAUCAUCCUUUUUAAAAAAGGACCUUACGAUUAUCCUUUACUGCAGCAAUAGAUUUGAUAAAUAGGUUCCCGAUAACUCAAACCUUUAAGGAGAAUCGAGAGGAAUGCAAGUAUCAACCACACUCCACUUCAAGGACAACAAGAAAAAUGGAAUUUUUUUUGGAAAAAAGAACUUGAUUAAUCAGUACAGGGAUAAACAUUAUAUUUAAAUUGGACUAAAUAAAAAGUAAAGAUAAAGAAUACACGGUUGUUUUGAAAUAAAUUCAAUGUUUUGAAAUGCAGUUAACUGCUUUUUUUCGCCUUGUCACGCGCUUAAAUCCAUGGUUGGAGUUAGCGAGGGUGAAAUAAUUGUAUAGAAUGAUCCGAGGGGAAACAAAAAUUACUUCGAGGUAGCGGGAGGUUCGAGUUAUCAGGAGUCGACUGUAUUCUUGAAUUACUUUUUGUAAUUUUCUGGCUUAUUGUAAGAGUCUAUCGUAAAAAAUAAAUGAACAAAUAAAUAAAUAAAUAAAUAAUAAUAAUAAUAACAAUAAUAAUAAUAAUUAAUUUUUUUAUCUGUUGCUUUCACAGAAUGUUUCCUGUGAAAAAGGAGGCAAUAACGUUUGGUUUAAAUUUAAGAAGUUGCCCGAUGACUCAGGGAGUUAUCUUGGGUUUUUUAUACCAGGUAGUACGAUGUGUCUUACUCGCAGUUGUAAUGGAACCUUGUCUGUAGAGAAAGUUAACUCAACAACUGACCGAAAAUGCUUCUUUAGACAGAGAAUUAUUAGAUGA